Messenger RNA from Miniopterus natalensis, 521 nucleotides. Its product is annotated as histone H2B type 2-E. Gene Ontology annotation, cellular component: nucleosome. NCBI's taxonomy places the organism in Eukaryota, Metazoa, Chordata, Mammalia, Chiroptera, Miniopteridae. Gene Ontology annotation, molecular function: structural constituent of chromatin; protein heterodimerization activity; DNA binding. The record is from RefSeq and is a predicted model, not a curated record.
CGGUAGCCUCGGUCCCGCUGUUGUGCUUGCGUCCUUGGUCUUUUCCUGCCGCUGGUGCUUCCCGCUAUGCCUGAGCCGGCCAAGUCCGCUCCCGCGCCCAAGAAGGGCUCGAAGAAAGCGGUCACCAAAGCCCAGAAGAAGGAUGGCAAGAAGCGCAAGCGCAGCCGGAAGGAGAGCUAUUCCAUCUACGUGUACAAGGUGCUCAAGCAGGUGCACCCCGACACCGGCAUCUCGUCCAAGGCCAUGGGCAUCAUGAACUCCUUCGUCAACGACAUCUUCGAGCGCAUCGCCGGCGAAGCAUCCCGCCUGGCGCAUUACAACAAGCGCUCGACCAUCACGUCCCGGGAGAUCCAGACGGCCGUGCGCCUGCUGCUGCCCGGCGAGCUGGCCAAGCACGCCGUGUCCGAGGGCACCAAGGCUGUCACCAAGUACACCAGCUCCAAGUGAGUCCCUGCCGGGACGCGGCGCUCGCACGAGUCGCCGGCCGCUUGACCCCCCCCAAAGGCUCUUUUCAGAGCCAC